Centruroides sculpturatus (bark scorpion) is the source of this 1274-nucleotide messenger RNA. RefSeq lists its product as uncharacterized. The record is from RefSeq and is a predicted model, not a curated record. Lineage: Eukaryota; Metazoa; Arthropoda; Arachnida; Scorpiones; Buthidae. The transcript has 4 exons. Bases 95 to 817 code for a protein of 240 amino acids.
AUUGGAAGAAUUGACAAAACAAGCAUUUGAUAAAAAUGAUUUCAUAAAGCAAGUUGAAUCAGGAUCUUGUUUUUGGGAAAAUAAUUGUGAUAACAUGAAAACAACUGAACAUAAUUCUUCAGUUAUUGAAAGUUCAUUAAGUCCUACUAAAGGAGAAUUAUCAGCUGAAGAAUCAUGGGAAAAUGCCAAUGAAAGUUUUUUGAUUGAAGCCACCCAGUUAGUCGAACGAUUGGAACAUAAUAAUUUUUCUAAAAACAAUUCGUUAAGUUCGGUAUGUGAAAAAUCCGAAGGAUUUAAAAAUGACAUAAUGAAUCAAAAUACUCCCAUACCUAACAAAAGUACUGAUCAUAAUUUGCCACAAGAACCAGAAAUGAAUUUCAAAAAAUGUGACGAAAAAGAUGAAUUUUGGGAAAGCGAUAGUUCUUUAGAAGAAAUUAUUGGCUCGUUACAAGAAGAUCAAUUAAUUAUGCCAGGAAUAACUUCUCUUUCUGACAAUGUACAAAACAAGUCAGAAUAUUCUAGUGUAGAUUUGUUUACUAUAAAUGAAAGUGAUACAUCAGAAGCAACAACAUGUGUCAAAAAUGAACUUAAAAAUGUAAAUGUCAACAUUAAAAAUUCAGUAAAAAAUGGGACAAAUGAACAAAUUUCUAAAAGUAAUACAAAAGAGAAUGGAGUCUUAGUCAACGACACUUCACCUGAAAUGAAAUCUAAAUUAUUCCAAAUCAAAACCAGUAAAAAGUGUACCCCUGAAGAAAUAGCAAAGAAAAGAGAGGAGGCAAUGAAGCGAAGGCAGAAAAACAUCAAGAAAGUGAGAUGAAAUAGAAAUAAGCAAGGUUAAGAAGUGAAAUUUUUCUAUAGCUAUUUGAAUGAUUAAUGAAUUAAUCAUGAGUGAUACUUUUUCAUUGCAAACAUUCAAACCUUUCAUAUACUUUUGUAUAUAAAUUGUGUAAAUUUGUAAAUUUUCGUUGACAAAAAUAAAAUAUUUUUUAGUAUUGGAAAAGUUUGGUUACAUUUCUGAUAAACAUUUGAUUUGUUGAUAUUAAUUCAGACUAAUCUUUUGUCUAUAAAUUUUAAAUUAUCUAAUUGAAUAUAAACAUGGUAUACUCACUUAAUACAUUCUUUUAAUGUAAACUCACUGUAACACAUUAGGUUGCCACCAAUUGACAAUUGCUAGAGGAAGCAAAUACCAUUGUUUUUAUUUUAGGACAGUUAGUUCCUUCAGAUAUUCUUGUAGGUGAGCAUAACAACAAAACUUUCUACAGUUGCUAAUUAAG